Molecule: messenger RNA, 1098 nt
Organism: Striga hermonthica
Lineage: Eukaryota; Viridiplantae; Streptophyta; Magnoliopsida; Lamiales; Orobanchaceae
Source: the annotation of a GenBank genome assembly
AUGGAUGAAGCCAAACAACCAAGUGGAAAGUGCCCAAAGCUUUCGGACGCAGAGCAAAACAUGGCCUCGAUCGAUAGGCUCAGCAGCUUGCCGGAUGAAGUCAUAUUCCACAUUCUCUCUUUCCUCCCGACAAGGCAAUCAGUGGCGACCAGUGUUCUCGGAAAAAGAUGGAGGUUUCUAUGGGCCCAUGUACCCUGUUUGCAUUUCAGUGAAGACGAUUUCAAGAAAGAAGGUUUCUGGGAAGAAGAAACACAAGUCUGGGAUGAUUUCAGGGAAGAAGGAACACAAGCCUCAGACAUCAUCAACAGGGUUAUAUUGCGGCACAAGGCAAAAAGGGUGGAUAAUUUAACACUCUCUUACGUCAACUGCAACGAGUAUCAACUGGAGACAUUGAUUACAACUGCCAUCAACCGUAGUAUCCGAAGUCUUUAUCUUGAACAUAGUUUGGAUACAUUUCCUCGAUACCUCUUCAACUGCAAAACCAUUGUCGACUUGAAGCUUGAUAACUAUAGAGUGUUACUCUCUGCUGUGGACAAUGUCUCUCUCCCUAGCCUCAAGAAGUUUUAUGUUUCUAAUGUGGUGUGCGAGAAUGAUGAUGCACUUCCUCGCAUUCUUUCCGGCUGUCCGUCGCUCGAGGAGUUGAAUAUGGCAAUCCACUUAGGAUAUAAUUAUGUGGGCUGCAUAAAUAUAUCAUCGCCCACAAUAAAGACGCUUAAGCUUGAUAUUGACCAUAUGUUGCGUCCAUCUAACCUUGAAUAUAGGAUGAUAAUAAAUGCCCCGGCACUUAGGUAUCUCCAAGUGUAUGCCUAUAAUUUUGCCUUGGAAUGGAUAACAAUGCCUAUAACCAUGAACUCCUUAGUUGAGGCGGAUAUCUGCUUCAAAUAUUGUUGGUUCUUACAUGUCAAAACAGAUUACAACUCCAUGGAGAUGAAGUUUCUUAAUUCUCUUUGUUAUGUGAAGUGCCUGAAAAUAUCUGGUUGGAGACUCGAGGAGGUUAAAAUGCAGGAGAUCUCGGGUGAAGAAGUGAAAUGUGGAUUUCAAAAUGGAGGAGAAGACGAGGGUUCGAUUUACUUCAUCCUUGCGCAUAAAAUGAAGUGA